AUGACUACAAUUGUGGAUAAGACAUCUGACGGCGUGGUUUAUCGCGCUGCGAAGACAUAUCCCGUGCCAAAUCUAGACAUCUUGAGUUUGCUGUUUGACUCCGAGCACUGCCUAGCAAAACCCGACACACCUAUUCAUAUCUCCGCCGCAGACCCAUCCCUUCGCUUAACAAUUUCCCGAGCACGCACGCUCACUCAAGCUACCUCAGCAGUACUUCGCAAGCACUUUGGCAUUGGCGCAAAAGGAGCAGGCCAAGAUAUCUGCUCUGUGAUCUCAACCGGCCACUACCUUCUCCCAGUCCUUUCGUAUGGUAUUAUAGGUGCUGGUGGUGUUUUCUCCGCUGCUUCCGCUGCAAGUACCGCUGGUGAACUUAGUAAGCAGAUCCAGGGCGCUGGGUCGAAAGUAUCAGUGACUUGUGACGCAACGAAGGAGAUUGCCGUGAAGGCGGCUGAAGAGGCGGGAUGGGGCGAAGGCGGUGGGGGCAGGGUUUUGCUUAUGAGUGAGGGAAAAGACUGGACGUUGCAAGUCAUUGGGAAAGAUGGACAAUUGGGAGAGAACUUGAUCAACGAGAAUGAUAGGCUACCAUGGCAGAAAAUCACAGAUUCACAGGAGCUGGAAGAUAGUCUGGUGAUCUUGAUUUAUAGCUCAGGGACAACGGGACUGCCAAAAGGUGUGAAACUCUCCCAUCGCAAUCUCGUCGCCGAAGCCGUGAUUCCUGGAGACAUGUUCAAAGCCUGGAUCUCGACUUCCCGUCCGAACUUCGAAUAUCGCACAGUCGCCCAUCUCCCUACCGCCCAUAUCGCAGGCAUUCAAGGCUACCUCAUCAAUCCCUUUUAUAUGGGCGGCAUCGUAUACUGGAUGCCCCGCUUCGACUUCGCACAAUUCCUCGAGUACAACGCAAAGUACAAGAUAACCUUCUUCUUCACGGUGCCCCCCAUCUAUCUGCUCAUCGCGAAAUCACCCGCAGUAACAGACCAGUUCAAAACGCUCGAAAUCGCCAUCUCGGGUGCCGCACCCCUGGGUAAAGAGCUCCAACACGCUGCGAGUCAGAAACUCGGGGGUCCUGAGUGUUUCAUCAGCCAAACAUGGGGUCUCAGCGAGACUACAGGCAGCGCAACAGUCAUGCCCAUCGGCAUGAACGACGACACGGGCUCCGUAUCCCCGCUCAUCCCCAACAUGCUCGCCCGCCUCGUCGACGACAACGGCAAGGACGUCGAGCCCGGCCAGCCCGGCGAGGUCCUCAUCAAAGGCCCCGUCGUCUGCAAGGGCUACUACCAGAAUGCCGCCGCCAACGCGGAAUCCUUCACUGGCGACUGGUUCCACACGGGCGACAUCGCCGAGUUCCGCGACGGCCUAUUCUACAUUGUCGACCGCAAGAAGGAACUUAUAAAGUACAAAGGCCUGCAAGUUGCGCCCGCGGAACUCGAGGCUGUGUUGCUGUCGCACCCAGAUAUCCUGGAUGCGGCGGUUAUCGGAAUUGAAACGGAUGACGGGACGAAUGAGGUUCCUCGGGCGUAUGUGGUUGCGGAUCAGAAGAAGAUUGGGGAGAGCGAGAUUGUGGAGUUUGUGAGGCAGAAUGUGGCGAGUCAUAAACAGUUGAGGGGUGGGGUUGUGUUCUUGGAUCUCAUUCCCAAGAGUCCGGCGGGGAAGAUUUUGAGGAAGGAUUUGAGGGUGCUGGCGAAGAGGGAGAGGGGGGCUAAGCUAUAG
Dothidotthia symphoricarpi CBS 119687 is the source of this 1707-nucleotide messenger RNA. RefSeq names its product 4-coumarate-CoA ligase-like protein. Gene Ontology annotation, biological process: secondary metabolic process. The transcript has 3 exons. Gene Ontology annotation, molecular function: CoA-ligase activity. The record is from RefSeq and is a predicted model, not a curated record. Lineage: Eukaryota; Fungi; Ascomycota; Dothideomycetes; Pleosporales; Dothidotthiaceae. The coding region runs from base 1 to 1707 and encodes 568 amino acids.